Messenger RNA from Phasianus colchicus (ring-necked pheasant), 1714 nucleotides. Its product is annotated as transmembrane protein 121-like. NCBI's taxonomy places the organism in Eukaryota, Metazoa, Chordata, Aves, Galliformes, Phasianidae. The record is from RefSeq and is a predicted model, not a curated record.
AUGCCGCUCCGGGCCCGGGGCCGUCAGCGGGGCUCCUCCGCCGCUUCCGCCGCCCAGCGCCGGGGAGCCGCCCGAGGUAAGCGCGGCCCCGUCGGGGAGCUCCGGGCCGCCGUUGCGCGGCUCCGUGCCGAGAGCUCGUUUCCCCGGCGCGCGGGCACCGCGCCGCGGGUCCCCGGGCGAUGCUGCGAGCGGACGGCGAGAGACGGACGCGGAGCCCCGCCGCCUCGCCCCGGCCGUCCCUGCGGCCCGCCUCGCGGCCCGGCUCGGAGCAGCUGCCCUCCUCGUCGCCUCUCUCCUGCUGCCGCCCGUCCGUCCGCACGGCCGAAGGCUCGGGACAUGCGGGAUUCGGGGCGUUCUCGUGCCCGGGCACCCCCAGAAUGGUUCCCCCACCACCUGUCAGCAAGCCCCACGUGUGCCUCUCAACUGUACUCAUCAUGAGCAGCCUCAUCCUCAUGGAUGCCUACCUGGUGGAGCAGAGCCAGGGCUCCAGGAAGCUGGGCAUCUGUGUCAUGGUGGCAGUGGGCGAUGUGUGCUUCUUGCUGGUGCUCCGCUACGUGGCGAUCUGGGUUGGGGCAGAGGUAAAGACAGCCAAGCGAGGUUAUGCCAUGAUCCUCUGGUUCCUCUAUGUCUUCGUUCUGGAGAUCAAGGUUUACUUUGUCUACCAGAACUACAAAGCUGAUCGGAAGAGCCUAGAUCUCAUGGCUCGCAAAGCGCUGACCUUGCUGCUCUCCAUCUGCAUCCCAGCCCUCUACGUGCUGCUGGUGGCCACAGAGCACAUGGAGUACGUCAGGACAUUCAAGAAGAAAGAAGAUCUUCGCAACCGCCUCUUCUGGGUCAUCGUGGACAUGCUGGAUGUGCUGGAUAUUCAGGCCAACCUGUGGGAGCCCCAGAAGAAGGGGCUGCCACUCUGGGCCGAGGGUAUCAUGUUCUUCUACUGCUACAUCUUGCUCCUGGUCCUGCCUUGCGUCUCCCUGUGCGAGAUCAGCAUGCAGGGGAUCGGCAUUAUGCCGCACCGCAUGAUGCUGUACCCCAUGCUGAGCAUGCUCACCGUCAACAUCACCACCAUCUUCAUCCGAGGCAGCAACAUGCUCUUCUUCAGGGACUCCCGGGUCUCCAGCAUCUUCAUGGGCAAGAACAUGCUGGCCAUCGGGCUGAAGGUCUGUAUGUUUGUGCAGUACCAGCGGCACAGGCACCACGCGCCGCCAGGGCCGGGCCCUGCCCCACAGCAUAGCUGCCAGCCCCAGCCCUCCCCAGGGCUGCAGAAGUCUCGGGACCAGCCUGCCUGCCCUGAGGAGCUGGCACAGGACAACACGUGACAUGCCAGUGGCAACCACAGCCUGGGCACCGCCACGCUUGGCCAUCCCCACAAGACACCAGGAGGGUCGCUGAGCCCCCCUGCCUCUGGACAGCAGGGACUGACCCUGUCUCCUCCCUCCUUGGGCAAGGCUGCUCCAUUCCCCAGGGGCAACACUGCGAUGGGGCAGCCAAGCAGUGCAGGACCACAGCCCUCCAGCUCAAGCCAGAGGCUGAGCAGAGAUGUCACCUGCUCCACUUCAGUGUCUUGCCCCAGCCAGGUGCCCCUCCUGGUGGGAGCGAGGAUCUGGCUCCCCCCACCUCUUGUCCCUCUCAGACAGCCGCAGGCUCGGUGGGGGCUCGAAGAGGGUAACUGACCUUUUUCGUAUCUCCCUCUUUGCAAUAAAAGGCCUGAGCUCUC